Molecule: messenger RNA, 2093 nt
Organism: Thalassophryne amazonica
Lineage: Eukaryota; Metazoa; Chordata; Actinopteri; Batrachoidiformes; Batrachoididae
Product: dapper homolog 1
Exons: 4
Coding region: 1-1956 (651 amino acids)
Biological process (GO): negative regulation of canonical Wnt signaling pathway
Cellular component (GO): cytoplasm
Source: RefSeq, a predicted model, not a curated record
AUGCACCGCGCCUUCUCCUUCCCGGUGCCGGUGGAGCGCAGUCGGACCAAGGAGCGCUUGGAGGCGAGCCUGGCCGGGCUGUGCGAGCUGGAGCUCCGCAAACAGAGGCAGGAGUGCCUGGUGCAGGGGGCGCUGGCUCUGGGAGAGCUCCGGGACUCCUCCAGGGGAGAGCUGCUGUGCUUCAGUGACUGGGGCCAGGAGAACCUGACACUCCGGCGCCAGCUGAGCGCUCUCCAGAGUUCCCCGUGGGGCCUGAUGCAGGCGCUUGAACAGCAGGUGGGCGAGCUCAGCAUCGAUACUGACGACGACUGCCAUGUUGGAGUCCAAGGAGAUAUCGGCGAUAGUCGACUGAUUUCUGGCUUCGAUGAGUCUACUGAGGGACAGUCUCCAACAACAAGGUCUGAUGACACCACAGAGACUUUGUCUUCCUGGACUUGUACCAAUGAUAUGCCAAAGUCUGUUGGAGACCCUCUUAUGCUGAAUGAAGAAAUGGAUCCACCAGUCCUGCAGGCAACUGUACCACAUUCUUUCUCAGCUCCUUAUACAUCUUUGGAGGGAAUUGCUGAAGAAAGCCCAAUAGUGGAGCCCUGGCAAUGGGACCUCAGCAGACCUAGCCAAGCCUGGCCCCAGCAGGCUUUCAAGGAUCACGUCAACGAGGUGGACUAUCAUCAGGCUUUGAGAGUGGAGAGUUACAUCCUCAGUCUCAUCCAAAAUCAUACUCGCUUACCACAACCAUCUCAGCCUUAUGCCAGCUUAAUGUCUGAUCUUUCAGACUGCACUUCCAGAGAAAACUCUGGACAACUGAGAACGCCUCCUCUUAUAAGUGAGAAAUGCCCUCCUGGCCCCCAUGCUCAGCCACAAGUUGACCUUUUAGUCAACCCUAUCAACCAAAGCUGGGGUUGUGACCAUCCGAAGGGGGAGGACUAUAGAGAAGACGCCCCAUCUUUAGAAGAGGACUGUUAUCUAGCUCUGCCCUACCCCCCAUCCAGGCCACACUCACUCGUUGGGAGGAUACCAUCACCUCUCUGUCGCCUGGAAGCCAGCUAUGGUGUUGGGGUUCUUGACCUUUCUUGUGAACACACCUCCCCCCAUCAUCAUCAACAGCUUCAUCCCUCUAUUUGUCCCCAACACAAUCUAGUCAGUGCUCAGUAUAUCCCUGGAAAAGGCUGCCAUGCCCCUGUAUGCUCCCCCAGACACUACAACCCUGAGCAGACUAAUCUGGACCAAAAUAUCAUCUCUAUUGACAAGCCCAACUCCAAAUCCAGAACCUCUAAGAAAAGCCAGAAUGAGAAAACCAAAUCCAAAAAAUCAAGCAAUAAGAACAGUCGAUCUCAUUCAGAAAACAGUCUCCUAGGCCAGCAAGGACUGCCUGAGCGGAGGUACAGUACCACUGAGAGGCACCACACCAGAAGUGACCAGGCUCACAACCAAGGUCAGGUCACUGUGUCCCAGGGGAGCAGCAGCAGCAACAGUGGGAAUCGACGCUGGUGUUCCAACCUGGAGAUUGUCCAAAAUGAGGGUGACACCCACCAAUCACACAGACUGCCUUCUCUAAGGUCCCGCCAUGGCCAAUAUUUUGCCCACUCCCGGUUGCAGAGUUACCAUCAUCGUCCUGCACAUUACUGGGAUUCAGACCUUUUAGAAAGAGCACCGCUCUGUCAGGGAGAAGAGGUUCAGUCUGGGGUUUGCCCUGCAGAAUCAGAGUCCAGUAUGAGUGAACUGUAUUCUCCAGAUUCCAGCUCUUUGUCCAGUGACUCAGAUGAGAGUGGCGGGCUGGUAUGGCCUCAGCAGCUGCCACCUCGCCUUGCUUCUACCCCAUCCUCAUCCCCUCCACAAGCCUGUGCCGGCACGUCAUCCCAGCCAAAGACCCUUGUCAAGAUCAAAGCCUCCCAUGCUCUCAAGAAGAAGAUCCUAAGAUUCCGCUCAGGGUCCCUCAAAGUAAUGACAACUGUCUGAGGCAGUGUGCCAAACUGUUUAACACCUGUAACUUUUGAGACUGUUUUUAACAGCCAUUACUGGAAGAUCACUGUGGAUAAUGUAUUAAAUCAUCAGUUAAUUCCUGUGUAUUUUUUCCUACCUCUACUUCUCUUCUC